AUGUCAGAUAUGAAUGUUAACCAUUUGAGUCUCACUUCUUCAGAGAAGGAUGCUAUGAAACCAAUCAAGCCAAGAGCAGAAGAUGUUACAAGUCUCACGAGGACGUCGAGUAAUACUAGUUUAAAUAUCAGGAAACAUUUGGAUCUCGAUUCAACAACUACAUCUAUAUUAGAUGAACUUUGUGAUAAUAUGAAAGAAGUUAAAGGUAUAACUAGCUCGAGUAUAACGUCGAAUAGUCCUAUAGGGAAGAUAGCUAAAAAGGAUAAAAAGAAGAAGAAGAAACAAUGUCAUUUCGGUGACUGUACUGGUCUAUCCAUAAAAUAUGCUGGAGAUUGUAAUUUCUGUAAUGGGAAGUUCUGUUCAAAGCAUAGAAUGCUAGAAAACCAUCUCUGUAAAGGAUUACAGUCAUGUAAAGAACAAAUGCAUAAGAGGAACGCUGACAAACUAGCAAGCGAACAAACUGUCAACCCAAAGGUAACGUUCUAA
This is a messenger RNA of Vanderwaltozyma polyspora DSM 70294, 486 nucleotides long. Its product is annotated as AN1-type zinc finger protein. Gene Ontology annotation, molecular function: zinc ion binding. NCBI's taxonomy places the organism in Eukaryota, Fungi, Ascomycota, Saccharomycetes, Saccharomycetales, Saccharomycetaceae. The record is from RefSeq and is a predicted model, not a curated record. Bases 1 to 486 code for a protein of 161 amino acids. The transcript has a single exon.